Messenger RNA from Annulohypoxylon truncatum, 2903 nucleotides. RefSeq names its product glycoside hydrolase family 67 protein. Gene Ontology annotation, cellular component: extracellular region. Gene Ontology annotation, biological process: xylan catabolic process. The record is from RefSeq and is a predicted model, not a curated record. The transcript is spliced from 2 exons. Lineage: Eukaryota; Fungi; Ascomycota; Sordariomycetes; Xylariales; Hypoxylaceae. The coding region runs from base 195 to 2708 and encodes 837 amino acids. Gene Ontology annotation, molecular function: alpha-glucuronidase activity.
CACCGACGUCCUGUUAAUUGACCUGGUUCUUGGAGAAUGUGGGCCGGCGAACUUCCCCGGACGGGGGCCCAGCACUCCAUCAAGCUGGUGUUGAAAAUCACGUAUAAGCGGGAAGAUCCCGAGUGUCUUUAGGUGACCGGGUUCAGAUCUCUACGCGUACACAUAACGUGGUCAAUUGAGCUGGGAACGACAGAAUGCGUGGAUUCUGGUUUCUAGCUACUCUCGGCCUCGCGGCCGCAGAGGAUGGAUUGAAUGCGUGGUUGCGAUACGCUCGACUACCCGAUGAAAUUGCCAGACAAGCUACGGUUCCUCCUGCCAUAGUUGCUCUCAACACAACCGAAUCGAGUCCCGUAUACAGCGCGGGGCAAGAGUUACGAAGUGGCAUCAAUGGAAUUCUCGGCAAGAAAAUUGACGUAUCACACGAAAUCAGCGAAGGCGGCUCCGUGGUCGUAGGAACAAUCGCGGCCUUCAACGAGUCGGGUAUCUCAGUUGAGACCCCGGAGCUCGAGGAAGAUGGCUUCUGGCUCAGCGUCAAGAACGACAAAGUCGAAAUCGUAGGCCAGAACGAACGCGGCGCACUAUACGGCGCAUUCGAGUACCUGUCCAUGCUAGCCCAGGCGAAUUUCACCGAGGUCGCCUACGCCACGAAUCCGAGCGCUGCGAUCCGAUGGAUAAAUCAGUGGGACAACAUGGACGGGACCAUCGAGCGCGGCUACGCCGGCCUAUCCAUCUUCUUCGCGAACGACACCGUCCUCUCGAACAUGACGCGCGUGGCGCAGUACGCGCGCCUGCUAGCCUCGAUCCGCGUGAACGGAAUAAUCGUCAACAACGUCAACGCGGACGUUACCCUCCUGAGCGACGAGAACAUGGCCGGAUUAGCUCGCAUCGCCGACGCCAUGCGACCGUGGGGUGUCAAGGUCGGGAUCUCGCUGAACUUCGCGUCGCCGCAGACCUUCGGCGGAUUGAGCACCUUCGACCCGCUCGACGACACUGUGAUCGCGUGGUGGAACAACAUUACGGAUAAGCUAUACGUGCAGGUCCCGGACAUGGCUGGUUUCCUCAUCAAGGCAAACUCCGAGGGGCAGCCGGGGCCGGAAACGUACAACCGCACGCUUUCAGACGGCGCAAACCUGUUUGCGCGUGCCACAAAGCCGCACGGUGGCGUCGUCAUGUUCCGCGCCUUCGUGUACGAUUACCAGAACCUGAACGAGUCGAACUGGAAGGACGACCGUGCGAACGCGGCAGUGGACUUCUUCCGCGGUCUCGACGGUAAGUUCGAUGAUAAUGUGAUUGUCCAAAUCAAGUACGGGCCGAUCGAUUUCCAGGUACGGGAGCCAGCGUCGCCAUUGUUUGCGCACCUGAAGCAGACGGCGACGGCAAUCGAAUUGCAGAUCACGCAAGAGUACCUCGGUCAACAGUGCCAUCUAGUUUAUCUACCGCCGCUGUGGAAGACAGUCUUGGAUUUUGAUUUGCGCGUCGAUGGUGAAAAGUCCGUUAUUGGGACUGAUAUCCUGUCUGGCAAGCGCUUUAACAAGACGGGGCUCACAGGCUACGCGGGAGUCGUAAACGUGGGUCAUAAUGCUACAUGGCUCGGCACGCACCUUGCCAUGUCGAAUUUGUACGCGUAUGGACGAAUCGCGUGGGAUCCGACGGUUAAUGAGGUGGCGAUCCUCGAAGACUGGACACGGUUGACUUUUGGGUUGGACGAUACUGUGCGUGAAACUAUCACGCGUAUGUCGAUGGAGUCGUGGCCUGCUUAUGAAAACUAUACCGGCAAUCUGGGGAUCCAGACAUUGACGGAUAUCACUGGCCCUCACUAUGGACCAAACCCGCAGUCGAUGGACAACAACCCAUGGGGGCAAUGGACCCGAGCUGAUGCAUUUAGCAUUGGGAUGGAUCGCACUGUCAGCAACGGCACCGGAUAUUCGGGCCAAUACCCUGACGAAGUCGCCGCCAUGUUCGAGGAGAUUGAGACGACGCCUGAUAACUUGCUCCUGUGGUUCCAUCAUGUGCCGUAUACUCAUGUUCUCAAGAGCGGGAAGACGGUUAUUCAGCAUUUUUAUGAUGCGCACUACGCCGGCGCCGAAACAGCAGCCAGCUUCCCGGAGCAAUGGUCUAAGCUACGCGGGCUUAUUGACCAGCAGCGCUUCGACGAGAUGCUCUUCCGACUAACUUACCAAGCCGGGCACGCGAUCGUAUGGCGGGACAGCAUCAACGAAUUCUAUAACUCGCUGUCGCAAAUCGGCGACGACCACGACCGGGUGAACAAUCACCCGUACCGGAUCGAAGCGGAGAAUAUGACUUUGACGAAUUACCGCGUGACAGCCGUCAACCCGUUCGAAGUCGCCUCGAGCCUGCGCAUCGUGCAGAGCGUCGGGAACUCAAGCGCCACGAGCGCGAGCGCGACGCUCAAUUACACGGCGGGAGUGUAUGAUCUCGCCGUAGCGUACUAUGAUCUAUACGAGGGAAAAGCGUCGUACGAAUUGUUCUUGAACGAGAGGAGUAUUGGGAAGUGGAUUGGGGAUAAUGAGGACAGGCUAGGGUUCACGCUAACAAGAGGUAUUGACGGACAUUCGGCGACGCGGAUUACGUUUAAGGGGAUUGAGAUUAAGGAGGGUGAUGUGGUGCGCGUUGAUGCUAAGGCGAAUGGUCGCGAGACGGCCCCGUUGGAUUAUAUUGCUGUGUUGCCGCCGGGAGUAGUGGAUUAAACGCGAUGUAGAUUUGUUUCGUAGAAAUUGAAUCGUACCUAUAUAUAUACCGUAUCCGAAUUUCAAAAGUUACAAUUGGUUCAUGCAAAAGAGGAUUGGGGAAUUCGACUUUGCAAGUACAUUUGCUACGCCCACCCCCGUGCAUGCCAUGCAAGGUGUGUAAAGCCGGGGCAUUUGAUCGGUAACAAAUGAGCG